Messenger RNA from Lathyrus oleraceus (garden pea), 1567 nucleotides. The record is from RefSeq and is a predicted model, not a curated record. NCBI's taxonomy places the organism in Eukaryota, Viridiplantae, Streptophyta, Magnoliopsida, Fabales, Fabaceae.
GCUACACAAAUUUUUUGCCCCCAUUAAGUAAAACAAAGGUUUUAGUUUCGACAAAGCCGUCUUCUCUUGACGCAUCUCUCUAUAUUCACAGACAGACAAACACAGUGGAAUCUUUGUUUUCAAGCCGUUGCUUUCUCUUGUCUUCAAAAUACAACAUUCGCGAUUCUGCUGCCGUCUCUUUUUGAUCCGUGUUUGGAUUCAGCUGAUUGUAAAGAUCAAAACACAAUGACAGUUGCAUCUAUGUUAUCCUCAAACUCUAUGAAUGUGGGAGUUUCCAAUCCAAAGAUGUCUUCAAAAACCUCUGCUUGUUGUUUGCUGAACCGGCCAUGGCCGUCGAGUUGUUCGAUGUCAAUUUCAUCAUGUGGGCAGUUUGGAGUUUCGGAAAAAUCGAAACUUUUGUGCGGGGCAGGUGCGCUUCAAGUUGAAAGUGCACCUUUGUUUUCUGUUGGGCAAAAGUUUCAACUUGAUGAUGUGAUUGAAGCUCAACAGUUUGAUAGAGAAACUCUCAGUGCUAUAUUUGAAGUUGCUCGGAGUAUGGAGAAUAUUAGGGGUAACUCGUCCGGGAGCCAGAUGCUUAAGGGUUACCUCAUGGCGACACUGUUUUACGAGCCUUCCACUAGAACUAGGCUUUCAUUUGAGUCUGCUAUGAAAAGAUUAGGUGGUGAUGUACUCACAACUGAAAAUGCUAGGGAGUUUUCGUCUGCGGCUAAAGGAGAGACACUCGAAGAUACUAUAAGAACGGUUGAAGGUUACUCUGAUAUAAUUGUAUUGCGCCACUUUGAAAGCGGUGCAGCGAGAAGAGCUGCAGCGACUGCUAACAUUCCGGUUAUCAAUGCUGGGGAUGGCCCAGGACAGCAUCCCAGCCAGGCGUUGUUAGACGUUUAUACCAUUGAACGAGAGAUAGGAAAACUGGAUGGAAUUAAAGUUGGGCUUGUCGGAGACCUUGCUAAUGGAAGGACAGUUCGCUCACUUGCAUACUUACUUGCCAAGUACCGUGACGUUAAAUUAUAUUUUGUAUCUCCUAACGUGGUUAAAAUGAAGGAUGACAUAAAAGAGUAUCUGACAUCAAAAGGAGUGGAGUGGGAAGAAAGUUCUGAUUUGAUGGAAGUCGCUUCUAAGUGCGAUGUGGUUUAUCAAACUCGCAUUCAGAAGGAAAGAUUUGGAGAGAAACUUAACCUUUACGAAGAAGCAAGAGGAAAGUAUAUUGUGAAUCAAGAUGUUCUAAAGGUGAUGCAAAAUCAUGCUGUUGUAAUGCACCCUCUUCCCAAACUCGACGAAAUCGAAGCUGAUGUCGAUAAUGAUCCAAGAGCUGCUUAUUUUAGGCAGGCAAAGAAUGGCUUAUACAUUAGGAUGGCUCUAUUGAAGGUUUUGCUUCUUGGAUGGUGAAAGAUGCAUUCACUUUCCAAGUGGUGAAGAUGAUAAAUUUGUUUCAGUUGUUAUCUUAGUUAAACUUGUUUUUUGUACCUAUGUUGGCAUGAGUCUCACAUAUAGAGUGAGAAAGAGAAGGGAAAAUAAUUUUUAGACAUUAGUAUUAACUUUUGAUAUGCAAGUUUUUCUAUUUACCAUA